Jatropha curcas is the source of this 1649-nucleotide messenger RNA. Its product is annotated as HVA22-like protein c. NCBI's taxonomy places the organism in Eukaryota, Viridiplantae, Streptophyta, Magnoliopsida, Malpighiales, Euphorbiaceae. The record is from RefSeq and is a predicted model, not a curated record. Gene Ontology annotation, molecular function: zinc ion binding; nucleic acid binding.
UCACUUCCCAGUAGAACAGUUAGCAUUUGCUUUACUUUUUCCUUCUUUACUUAAGCUAAGUAAAUCUCUCUAGAGAGGCUGGACUCUUUCAAAGAAGAUGGGUUUUAUGGGUCUUUUCUUCAAGUUCUCAUUGGAAUGCUUUCAUGUUUUUGCUUGGCCUCUCAUUGCUUUGGGUUACCCGUUAUGUGUUUCCAUUGAAGCAAUUGAGACUGACUCAAUCUCAACCUCAGCCACCCAGAAGUUGAUCACUUACUGGGUCUGCUUAUCUUUGAUUUUGCUGUUUGAACAUGCUUUUCACAAGCUACUACUAUGGCUACCCUGUUGGACUCACGUUAAGCUGGUUAUUGUUUUCUACUUGCUUACACCUGACUUUGAUGGUUCUUUCUUUGUCUAUAAACGCUUUGUUCAUCCAUGCCUCUCUAUUUACCGAUUUGCCAAUCAGAAGGUUUUCUUAAAGCAAGACGAAGAACUAGUUCAGCAGGUCAAUAGAGAUGCAAAACGAACUGGUGCGAAAUCUUUGGAGAACCUCAUUGCUUUCAAGGCAGAGUUUGAAGAACCUAAAGUUGGGCAGAAAGACAAUAAUAAUUAUGCUUUGGAGAGAACAGAGGAGAAAGAAUUUGUCUCAACCAUUCAGUUUGGACAAAUCGAAAAUGCUUCAUCAGGAAAUGGAAGAACAAGUAGAGAUCUUUCCAGUGGGAUAUUGCCUUUUAAGAACCCACUAAAGGAGUGGAGUUGUGCUCUAUGUCAGGUAAGAACUACAUGCGAGGCAAAUCUUAUUUCACAUCUUAAUGGAAAGAGACACGAGAAAACUUGUGAGAAACUAAACCCCUGCAGAAGCCAGGCAUCGAAGAGCAAGGUUCUGGGUAUCAAAGAAAUGGCAAAUUUACAAUUCAAGAGCACACUGAACACAUGGACUUGCUUUGUAUGUCAAGUAACAUCAACAAGUAAGAUGGAUCUUGUUUCUCAUUUUCAAGGAAAUCGACAUAUGAAUAAACUUCAGAAGCUGAAAGCCAAGAUUUUCCAAGAAUUAUCAGAGACAGCGGUUGAUACUCUAGAGAAGAAAGAAAAACUGGCAACUGAAGCAUUAGCAGCUAACAGUAUUCACAUGAAUCCAUGGACUUGUGGCAUAUGCAGGGUAACAAUUGCAAGUGAGAAAAUCCUUGUUUCACAUCUUGAAGGAAAGCGACACAGGAACGCUUGUGAAAGGGUUAAAUCCAUGAACCGGAUGCUGGAAUGUGAGGUUUUGCCAGCUGCUUCAGUGGAAGAAAGCCUGAAAAGUAGAAUUGUUGAAGUUAGAAAUAAUUGGUGGUGUAGCAUUUGUAAGAUAAGCUGCAGCAGUGAAGGAAACAUGGAUUCUCACCUUAAUGGAAAGAAACAUUUGGCAAAUGCACAAGAACUAAAGCAAGUGUAAGCAGUUGCAGGCCUGAGUUGAUUCAGAAAUGUAAAGAGGGGAACAAAUUUAGAUUUUGAUCAAUUACCUAGAAUUUCUAAUUGCUAUUAUAUGAUUCUAGAUUUUUGGCUUUUUCUUAUUAGCCAGUAGAUUUUUAUUAAAACGAGCCACUUUUGGUUCAAAAUCAUCCACCUUCAAGGAUAUUAUUUUGGAGGAAGUAUACUUUGAAUGUGUUUAAUGUGCAAAUCAAUUUCCUAAA